UAAUACUCGACAGGCUGAAAUGAUAUGAGUUUAAAUAUCGAAUUCUCCUUUCAGCAUGGCUGCUGUCUUUUUGAAAACACAGAGCUCUGUCCCCGUUGAUCCAGGUCCAUUCACUGGUAGGUAAGUGAAUGUGCAGAAUUCCCUCUUUAUCAAAUGUAUUUAGUAGCUACAUAUUAAUACCUAUACAUAAAAUACUGUCUUUCUGAUCUUUCAUACUUACUCUUUUUAUGUAUGAGGGCUGUUCCAAAAGCAAUGGCUCUUACUGUAUUGUGGCAACCCAUGAUGUUGUCAGAGGCGGAUUUUGGCAGCAGAGGUUGAACCUUCCCACCAAUACUCUGUUACACUUGUUGCCAUGUGACGGAAGGUAGCAGCAAAGCGGACUGACCAAAUGGUGUCUGACAUGGAAGAACGUAUGAAGCAGAGGUGUGUCACUGAACUCCUCUGUGCAGAAGGUAUGGCACCCAUUGACACUCAUCAGCACUUGCUGAAUGUGACCAAACCGUGGCUGAAAGCACAGUGAGAUGCUGGAUGGUGCAUUUCAGCAGUGGGGCAUCAGUGACAGUGGGUCAGCUCCACCAGUGCAGAUUUUUAUGAGUGCAGUGUGCAGGUUCUUGUUCAUUGCUGGCAAAAAUGCAUAGCUACUGGUAGUGACAACGCUGAAAAAUAGUACUUUGUAGCUGAGAAUUUGCUCUAUCAAAUGGUGUUACUGUGCUUUUUGCAUCUGCAGUGGUUGUGGAAACAAAUAGGAGGCAUUACUGUCAGAGCAACCUAUCUAUUUAAGUUUCAACAUCACGCUCUUCUCCACGACAGCUUCAGCAGCAAUGAGGGCCUGGAAGGAGGAGACAGGCGUCUUUCUGCUUCUCUUUACAGUGUAAUAAAGGUGACUGUGUCCUUCUGUUCAACAGAGAAGCAACCAGGAUCAAUCUUUUUAAUGAAUCCGCGACGAAGGAUAAACUGAAAAGGAUGCUCUCAGCAUGAUUUGUGAGAAGAGCUACAAAACUGUCUGGAAAAUUUCUCCUCCACAGAAGGACGGAAGAAGCUUGGUCUCCUUAGCUUAUUACAGUGGAGUCUGAGCAUGGAUUAGAUCAUAGAGCUUUGUGGGAACAAGCUAAAAAUAAACGACAGUAUUAUCAUGAAGAGUGAUUUACAAAUAUUUACUGACCCGGCCAGUGAAAUAUGGAAAACGCCUGUGAAGAAUCAGCAAGUUUCACUGCUGUGAUGGGAAAACUUUAGCACAAGUUUCCUUAAAGCCACAUCACUAAGCACAGAGCGACACAAAUGUGUGGAUCAUGGCAAGGAGACACAGAAGCUGAUGUGUCAGUGAGCUCACGGGGUGCCCUCCCAUGGCUGGUGCACCCAGCAUGGAUGAUGCUGGAGUAGGAGAAAGGGACGUAGCACAGGCAGAUAUGUUCCCCUUUUCUUUUUCCCCAGGUGGGAGCACAUCUGAGUUCACUGGGGACAUGGAACAGCCUAAAAUAGAGUGUAAAACCUGAACACCAUAACACCACUGAGACACCACAGCACUACUUGUAAAUGCAAGGAGAAGCAUAUAAUUAGCAUAGCAAAAAGAGGUGACCUAAAGCUAAGCAAGGUAUUUGUCAAAAUAGUGAAAAUCAUAUUGAGUUUGAUUUGUGCAGCACAGGAGCAAAGUGGCAUAUGUUUAAAAGAAGAAAUCAUCGUAUGAGAAGUUGCAUUUUGGGAAGAGACCCCAGGAAGGGAACUAUCUGUUAAUAGUGAGUCUGGAUGAACCAUGUCUAUAUGCAAGUGAUGCUGCAAAAAAUUCAGACAGCAGGCAUUUGUUUUCUCUGUUUCCUCAGCCAGAACAUCAUUGUGUUGUGGUUUUUUGUUGUUGUUUGUUUGUUUGUUUUUGGUUUUUUUUUUUUUUUUUUUCCCUUAGCUCUGCAAUUCAAGUUAUUAAUUAACUAGUAUUGCCAAGGGAGUUUUUGCUGUAGGUCAUCAAUUUACAAAUAACUUUUCUAAUUUAAAACCUGAUCUGGAGACCUAUUGCUGCCAAAAUACAGCACAUUAAAUUCCAGUUAAGUACUUAAUUAAUAUAGAUAAGUGUAAAAUACAAAUUGCCCUGAUGAUGCAGGUACAGAACCUCCCUAGACAAUGCAAACAUCAAGGUUCAAGCAGACGGAACAGGGAUACAGGAUUAGCCACAUCUGCAUUUCUAGUUUGAAUAGUUCAUUAACAAAGGGAUGGCAUAAUAUUUACAGUCCCUCGUUCUUGGUGCUUACUGCUAGCAUCAUAUUCAUCUAACAGUACACUAUGAUUACAUUCAUCUAACAGUACACAAUUAUUCCACUUAUAGUUGCAGUUGGAUGCUUCCCAUUGCUUUCAUUUCUCCCACAGCACUCCAACAUUUCAACAGCUUCAAGGUCUAUGUGUGCAGUUUCUGCUCUGCCUGACAAAAUUCGCGUUGGAUUAAAUGUUGUAAGAUUAUUUCAGUAUUUGGAUGCACAAUAACAGAUAAAUAAAUAAAGGUGGGGAUUGGGGAGGAGAUGGGAGUGUUCCUUGCCUUUCUCUGUAUGAUCCUCCAUGCCCGGAAUGGAGAGCAAAAAAUCUGUUACAGCCUAACACACUUCCAUACUGUAUCAAUUCCAGGUGAAACAAGACCCCUUGAGAGCUCUGCAAGGUGAGAGACAUGUUGUGCUCACCUCAUGCAUCCACUUUGCUUCCCUUGUCUCUCUGGAGAUGAAUGAGCCCAUCCUUCUCCCCAGCCAGUGCCAGCUAAAAUUUCCUUUAACUUCACUGGAGAGCUGUCUAGCAUCAUCCAGUGCCUGGAUAAUUAACUGAAAAGCCCCAUUGUUUCUUUGCUUCAAAGUGCAGGGAAUUUGGCUUGGUAGUGCUAAUGGGACUGCAUGUCAUUUGUGGAAUUUGCUUAAUCACUGCCUAUUGACUUUCUGGCUAAAUCAGAUUAUUUUAGCCAUAUUGAUUGCACAGUAAUAAAACUGCUGUGAAAACCUUCUCAUUAAAUGUUAUAAGUAUCCCUGCUAAUUCAAUGUAAAUGCCCCGCUGUUUUCAUCUGGUUCCCUAAUAAUUAAACCAGUUCUUUCAACUCAAUUGUACAACAAUGUCUGAAAGUACUGAUAAGUGACCUUUGCAAUGCAUUUGAUAUGAAGCACUGUGCCACUUGGUUUUAAAACUGGAGAACAUUCACUGUUCAUUUCUGCAUAGGCGCAUUUGUGUGUAGGUGCCUACAGACAGAACUGUGUGGUUGGUGGCAGGAGCACGUCCCAUUCACUAGUUCAGACUCUAAAGGUGAUCUGUUGCUAUAUCAUCCUCAUUUGCAGCUGUAACGCCCCAGAAUUGGAGAGUCAAAAUGCUCCAGUGUUUUCAUAAGCCACUGUGAGGAACAACUUUAAAGAAAUAUUCUGCUAAGCCUUUUGUGUAGCACAUGUAAGCUGCACCCAUGGCUACAAACCUCCCUUCCUCUGCUGACUUUUUCAGCAUCCAAUUCUGUUAAUUAUUGCUGUUCUAUUAAACUUGUCCCUGGUAUAUUACUCUGCUGACCUCUGCUUUCUAGCAUCAGGGUAAACAUGAAGAACAUCAGCUUCCAGGUGGUAACAUCUGCACAUACAAACAGCACCAGAAUACUUGCUCUGUGGAUGAGGAUGCUCAAGGUCAGUGCUUACAAACAAUCCGGAGAUGGCUUUUAUCUGACAAGGAUGCUUACCUACAGGAACAAGCUACCCUUUUGAAAGAGUUACAUCAAUAGCAUGAAAUAGCUUACCACAAAUUUACCUCCUUGCUGAACAUGCAUUCUCAGCAGGAACACACAGUCAGCUCCAUCCCACCUCAGGAAAUGAUUGAGAGCUUCCUGAGAACUUCCUAUGCUGAAAGACCAUUCUACCUUCAAUAAAGUUUUCCCACAGCAAUUCUCAGCCAGCCCCAGCAUCCAGCACCCACCUCUGCAUCUUGCUGUUGCUAUGUGAAGCACAUUCCCUGAGGACCACCAGGUGUCAAACACACUCAAGUUGUGCCUACACCAGAAACUUUGCACUGUACCUCCAGCUCCUUGCCAGAUGAAGCGAUCCCCACAACAUCAGAGCUCCUGGCCCCUCUCAUGCGUUCCCUGGGACCUGCUGUGCUUCUCCCAGUGCAGCUGCUUGCUACAUAGAUGAGAAGAUUACAUGGACUUACAUAGCUAUAACAAGGGCAACAAGCAGAACUGCCAGUUAUCUCUGGGGGAGCACUUCUCUCAUCUCCUGGGGCUGAUCCUCAAGAGCACACUUCUAAGCUUACUUCUACUGGAAUCCCCAGGGGAACCUGCAGCUUUUUGCUGAAUAACAGAAGUAUGGGCUCUGCUGGGCCAGGAGCCAUAGAACACCCUGCUCCCUCCCGCUGCAGGAACACAUGGUGGUUGUUGUACCCCCUGGAGGUGAUCAUCUUGCCUUAGUGAUCAUCUGCUCACCAUUUAUUGGGUGUUCAAUCAUUUUCUGUCACAGAUAGGCUGUUAAAAUAUUAGCACAAUUACUUUCAGCUUAGCCGUGAAUGCUGCCACUUCACAUACAGCUCUGGAGGGUCUUUGCUGGAAAACAGAGGUCUGGUCUUCCCUCUAAGUGCAUGCUUGUCUGUUGCUCCAGUGAAAGACCCCACCUCUUCCCUUGACUUCUCCCUCUCCCUUUGGUGUGACAUGAAUCAGUCCCUCAUUCUCUUGCCCUGCACACGAAGCUCCUGUACCACCACACCCAACUCAUGGUGCCUCAGCGAUAUGCAGCUCUGGUCCCCAUCACCUCUCUGGGGCCUUGGGGAAGGAAGAGGGCUCCCUGUGAGGAGUCAGAUUGAACAUCAGGAGAAUUUUCUCCCCAGGAAGAAUGGCGAUACAUCAGAGCAGGGUUUGAGGUGGGGGAGGCACCGUCCCUGGAGGCAUUCAAGAAAUAUGGAGUUACGACGCAUCGCUGAGGGACAUGGUUAGCGGGCAGUACUGGCGGUAGGCGGACGGCUGGACUAGAUGUUCUUAGAGAUCUUUCCAACCUUCACGAUCCUAAGAUUCCACGACGGGACAUCGGACAGACGCAGCCCGAGGGGGGUGCGGCCCGCGGCCACCAGGGGGCGCGGCAGUGGCGGCGCGGAGGGGCGGAGCGGGGCGCGCAGUCCCCGCGGGUCGCGGUGCGGGGCGCAGCCGGACCGGGCGGGCAGCGCAGAGGAGCGGGGCGGGCACAAAAGCGCAGCGCUGAGCGGUGCCGUCGGGGAGUUGGUGCUGGCGUUGCUGUGCGGGGCUCGCAUGAUGCUGGCGGGGCGGCGGAGUUGGACGCGGGUGCUGAGCGCGCUGCUGUGGGUGGCCCUGGCGCGCUGCUACAACGUGGAUGUGGGACGUCCCGUGGUCUUCCAGGGCCCCAACGGGUCCUUCUUCGGGUACUCGGUGCUGCAGCACUACCACGACAGCACGCGGUGGGUCUUGGUUGGAGCUCCCAAGGCUGAUUCUAGAUACAGCGCCUCUAUUCAGUCCCCUGGAGCAGUAUUUAAAUGUCGAGUCCACACCAAUCCUGACAGAAGAUGCACAGAGCUGGAUAUGGGUCGAGGUAAUUCUCGGGGCAUGCUCUGUGGAAAGACUGUAAAAGAAUACAGAGAUGAUGAAUGGAUGGGUGUGAGCCUGGCUAGGCAGCCUAAGGCUGGUGGAAGUGUGCUGGCCUGUGCGCACCGCUGGAAAAACAUCUACUACGAGACAGAAUACAUUCUGCCCCAUGGCUUCUGCAACAUCAUUCCCCCCAACCUUCAGCCCACUGGGAGGAAGCUCCUGCCCUGCUAUGAAGAGUAUAAGAAGAAGUACGGGGAGGAGCAUGGCUCAUGCCAGGCGGGGAUCGCAGGCUUCUUCACUGAGGAGCUGGUCAUCAUGGGUGCACCAGGAUCUUAUUACUGGACAGGAACAGUCAAAGUACUGAAUCUCACUGACAACACGUAUUACAAGCUGAAUGACGAUGCUGUGAUAGCCAGGCGUUACACAUACCUUGGAUAUGCGGUGACAGCAGGCCAUUUCUCUCAGCCAACUACCACGGAUGUUGUGGGAGGAGCUCCCCAGGAUGGAGGCAUCGGAAAGGUUUAUAUUUUCAGAACAGACAGACGAUCAGGCUCUUUAGUAAAAAUCUUUCAGGCUUCAGGCAAAAAGAUGGGCUCUUACUUUGGCUCCUCCUUAUGUGCAGUUGAUCUGAAUUCUGAUGGGUUGUCAGACCUGCUGGUCGGAGCACCUAUGUUUUCUGAGAUCAGAGAUGAGGGUCAAGUCACAGUCUAUAUCAACAGAGGAAACGGUGUGCUGGAUGAGCAGCUUGUCCUGGAUGGUGAUGGGGCCUACAACGCACACUUUGGGGAGAGCAUUGCCGCCCUUGGUGAUAUCGAUGAUGAUGGGUUCCCAGAUGUUGCCAUUGGGGCACCUCAGGAGGAUAACUACAUAGGAGCAGUGUAUAUUUAUCAUGGGGAUGCCAACGGGAUUGUACCUCAGUACUCAAUGAAGCUGACUGGGCAGACGAUAAACCCAAUGCUGCGGAUGUUUGGGCAGUCCAUAUCAGGGGGAGUUGAUAUGGAUGGCAAUGGUUAUCCAGAUGUGACUGUUGGAGCCUUCUUGUCAGACCAUGUUGUACUGCUAAGAUCUAGACCUGUCAUUACCAUGGACAUCUCCAUUUUCCUGCCAGCGUCCAUCAAUAUCACAGCUCCUCAAUGCCAUGACAGCUUGCAGCCUGUGAACUGCCUCAAUGUCACAGCAUGUUUUCGUUUCAGUGGCAAGCAUGUUCCUGGAGAAAUAGGUUUGAAUUAUAACCUGACUGCUGAUGUAGCAAAGAAGGAAAAGAGCCAACAACCCAGAGUUUACUUUGUGGCUUCUGGAGAGACGGUGGGACAGAUCACAGAGAAGUUAGAACUGUCGUACAUGCAGGAAAAAUGCAGGCAUUUCCUAGCAUAUGUCAAGUCGAUUAAAGUGGUGCAACAUGGCUCCAUGCGCACUUUGUUUUUCUACCAAGUGGAUGAAGUUUUUUGAGUGGGACAUUUGAACUUCUUGUUUGGCAUGGCUUGUCAGCAUGAGCAUACACUGUUGGGCUUUUGAGACCUAGUGUGAGGAAUAUGUAUUGGAUGUACUUUUCAUCUGGCACAUUUGUGGGGGAGUUAUUCUUUUGUCUUGCUUUGUUGUUACCAUCACUUUACUCAAAAUAAGGAGGCAAAGUUUUAUUUUGGCAGGGGCAGCAAAUUUGAUGUAUUAGUUUCAUAAGGUGUUUUCAUUUUUGACAUGGCACUGAUAAUGGGAUCUGCAUGGGAAUGACAGGAUAAUGUAGAAUCUGUCCUGAAGCUGUUGGACGCUCAGGUUUGAGAAGCACACUGGUUCUGAUUUGGGCUUAAAAAUACCAGUGGGAUAACUGAAUUUCAUCUGUAUCGUGAACCUAGGAAAUAUAGGAAGCAUGUUCCAGAGGUGGUAGGACAGAGAGGGUGUCUGUUCUUCAUGUGACAAAACUCUUCUGGGCCUGCUAGGACUCAUUAUCUUUGCUCAUAAGCUGCUGUUGAAGAAAUGCUGUACAAAUGCCAUUUUGUUUCCAAAGUAAACAGAAUAGUUCUUUUAGAGAACACACUCUCUCUCUCUACAUAUAUGUAUGUAUAUAAAAUGGAUUUGGAAAUUAUACAGAAAGGGGAUUUACCUUUUAAACCGCCUAAGUCACACUACCACCCUAUAGAGCAGUAUGAGGUAGUAUGAUUGUGUGGGUGAGUUGCAUAUCCUCCUUGUUGAAGGACAGAUUCCCAUAGAAAAAUAUGACCUAACCUUGGAAGAUGUCAGUUGUUAGUGCCUUAUUUUUGAGAAACCAGUGGGUCCAGACAUCACUAAGAGUAUAAACUUUUCCAGGAAACUACUGUGUACCUAAAAUAUCAUGAGAAUGGGAGAUAAGGUUCAUCCUUUGACUUUAUCAACAUUUUAUGCAUGGUUGUUGAGAGAAAAUAAAACAAAUAAAGGGAACACCAUGAAGGAAAUGAUGUCAUCUUAAGUUUAUGGAUCUCUGAAAAGGGAAUAUAUAUCUUCCGUGGGUUUUUUUUCUGUUUGCUUCUGGAGCAACCUUUGGUUUCUGCUGAGGAAAAGCUUGUGAUGGAAAAUGUAGACAUAAAAUUGCAUUUUCUAAGUUAGAGUAGCUGUGAAUUUAAUAAUUCUCAUUUUUCUCAAAUAAGCACAUCUGUUCAGGCUUCUGUGUAUUUAGUUUAGGUGGAAAGGCAUGUGUCCCUUUUUAUCUUAACAGAAUAAUGAUCACUUUCACAUUAGUCCUAUUGAAGUUUUUGGCUACUAUACAGCAUAUAUUAAAAGGCAACCUAUGCCCAAAAAACUGUUUCAUUUAUUGUAGCAUUUGCAGCUGAUCUUGGGAUUGCAAAGGUAAGAACUAUUUUUUUUUUUUUUUCUUUUUUCUGGAAAGUUCCUGGAAAAUUUGACUUUUAUAGUCAAGAGAAACAUUUAGGAAUGUUUAGAUAUAUUAACUUAAAACAGCUGGUUAAAAAACGAGUCUAUUGGCUUUGUAUUUUAUGUAAGUGGCUGUUUUUCGCAGUUGGAAGAAUCACAGGAAGUGUCAUUUCUGUGUAUAAGGGAGGAUGCAAAUAGUGGAGAAAGACAAUCCGUAUAAUUUCAUGGGAAAGGUGAUAUCCUGAGAGUACAUAACAUUAGAAACAUCAAAGAGAGACCUCCAGACUCUGGAGGAGUGGAAAUAAUGAGGUUGUGAUCUUUUACUGAUAUCCUUAAGUAACAGCUAGUUUAAAAACAACAACAACAAAAGCAAGAAGAAAACCCAAAACUUGAAACAUAAGCCUCCAAAAUUCCAACUGGAAUUUCCCUUGAUCACAGUUUUACAAUGGAAUGGAUGAUUAAAGGCCUGUGCUUAAAGAAAUUUUUAGUAUUUUGCUUAAGCACUCCUCUGUCCUUUUGUUUUCUGCUGCCUCCAUGGCUAAUGAAGUUGUUUGCAAUUGCAUCCUUAAUCUACUCACCUUAUUCUGUGUUUGAGUCCUUGGUGUUAAGUAGACUUGUGCAUUAACAGGAUGCUAUCGGUUCUGUAAUACCUGUGAUGAAGGAUAGAGAACCUAUCUGGACUUGUGCAUGACCUCAUGUGCCAGCUUGACAAAGUAUCCUAGGUAAGCAAGGCACAUAGUCUAAUUUGACACACAGCACAGAUCCAUACAUUGCCUUAGUUGAAUGAAAGCCUGUGCCAAGCCUUGCUGGGUGGCAUUGUCUUAGCGACAAGUAGUCGUUGCAUGCUGGUGACAUAGAACUGUUCUUGAUUUAUUACACAAAUCACUAUGAGGAUGAUGGUAAAAGCCCCAUGUAUGGUUUCUACAGGUAUUAAAGAAGCUCUUCCUGGUUUUCUAGCUCACUAUGUGCUAGCCAGCUGAGUUGUCUCUUGCUACAGUUCUCUGUUGUCUCUGUGUAAUGUGAAGGUUCUAAGAGCUUCAAACACCAUGAGCAGUCCUGGCACAGGAUUAAACCGGACAUGGCAUUUAGAUUUUCCAGAGAUCUUUAUCUUCAUUGACUCUCUGGUUGUUGCAAGCAGUCUCUUGUUGCUUGUCGUAUUAACUCUUAUUGGUUCCAGUCAUAGCUGGUAGGGAGGAUGGGGCUGAGAAGUGAUGAAACUUUUCAUAACAGCAUGUAGGCGAGAAGCUCAUGCUGUUUGUACAGUCAGGGUUGGAAUAAAAUGUUACCAUUUG
Coturnix japonica (Japanese quail) is the source of this 9657-nucleotide messenger RNA. The record is from RefSeq and is a predicted model, not a curated record. Lineage: Eukaryota; Metazoa; Chordata; Aves; Galliformes; Phasianidae.